Sycon ciliatum is the source of this 2369-nucleotide messenger RNA. RefSeq names its product lysine-specific demethylase 8-like. The record is from RefSeq and is a predicted model, not a curated record. The coding region runs from base 113 to 1618 and encodes 501 amino acids. Lineage: Eukaryota; Metazoa; Porifera; Calcarea; Leucosolenida; Sycettidae. The transcript has 5 exons. Gene Ontology annotation, molecular function: 2-oxoglutarate-dependent dioxygenase activity.
UCCAAUUAUUAUUAUUUUUCUUUCUAAAUAGUCGAUAAGAACUGGCAAUACUAGUAUUCCAGUUUGGCAAUUUGUGUUCGGCUGCCAUUGUUAUUUUUCUUCUCCCCAAACGAUGACCACCAGCCUCGGCAGAAUGUCUCUUCAUCCCAUACCUGUAGGUGUGUUGCUGGUAGUAAUAGUAUCACUUGCACUUCUCCAUUCGUCCGUCAAAUGCAGUAGCGAGGAAAGCACCGCAAGUAGCGACAUUGACAAGAUGGCAGCGGACCGUUCCGGACAUCUGAAGCCACUCGGAUCGCAUCGUCCACCGGAUGGCGACGUAGAGAUACUUGACUACGUUCCACAUCCCAUUGACUUCUACGAGAACUACGUAAAGGCGAGCAAGCCUGUGCUGCUGAGAGGUGCAACGAAGGGCAGUAGAGCGUAUAAGUUAUGGAACGAUGAGUACUUGACGGAGAAAUUUGGCCAUCUAAUUGUGAUGACGGAGCACGGCAAGAAGGAGAAUCGCUCAGAGGGGACCAGUACCAUUCAGCUGAAAACAUUUGUAAAACGCUACAUGGCUUCGGAUGAGUACAUGGUGGAGACUCUUCCCCCGCCUAUGCGUGAGGACUUUCAACUCCUCAAGUGCAUGCUCUGUGGAGGAUUCACAAAGUACCUGCGCGAUGCUGUGAUGUGGUUCAGCAGUGGGGGUACCAAGUCAGUGUUCCACUACGAUAAUGUGGAGAACAUUAACUGUCUAAUGAGCGGAUCAAAGGACCUCUUCCUCGCAAACAAGUCGUAUGCAGAGCUGGCGCACAUGAUACCAGGCAAUGCUCAUAGCAAGGUGGAUGUUGAUAGUGUGGACAUGGACACAUUCCCAGGCCUAGGCCGCAUCCCAUGGUGGAGAGCACACAUGGAACCCGGCGACUGCUUCUACAUCCCACACAAGUGGUUCCAUCAGAUUCGUUCUUAUGACCGCAACCUGGCCAUCAAUAUCUGGUGGGUUCCCGUACCGCAGUUUCAUGAAGACGAUUGCUAUGUCGACGGAAAACUGGACGGGGAGCGUAAGGAUCUUGAUGACUACUCCUCUCUUAGCAACUUUGGCUUCACGGCUGGUGAGGCUUCAAGAAACGAUAUGCUUGAACGACUGAAGGAGCAAAAGUCGAAGAAACUUAGCAAAGACCUGCUCAUGGAAUUCAUUGCUGACUCGCUUGGAGGAGAAGAGGAUGAGGAGAAAGCUGAGCGGCUGUUCCAGGAGCGUGCAGCGGCUGUGGCUGAGAUGAUUGAAGUGGGUGAUGUUGACAAGGACGAUGCACUAGAUGGCCCUGAGGUCACUUCACUGCCUGGUAGCAUCAUUGUCAAAGUGUUUGGAUCCGAUGUGGAAGAAGGAGCCGGACCACAAGACGAGAGAGUCGUCCGUGACUACUAUGCUCACGAGAACCCGGAAAUAGAGGCCGACGAGUUAGACAGUGCAGAGGUGGAACUCCCGGAAGGUUUUGAGUUCCCGGAGGACUUUGACCCAGACACAUAUGAUAUGACUGAAUACCUGCGCGCUGUAGAAGAGGAGAAGCAGCGCCAGAGUCAGUCUGAAGCUGAGUUGGAUGACAUUCGCUCCAGUGACAGCAAACACACUGAACUUUAGAUCACAAUGAGUGUCGCUGGUCUUGUGCUGAGCCUACUUUUCAACUUCAGCAGCCAAGUCAUAUGAUCGACCUUCUUUCUUUGAUCCCUCCUGGUAUGUUGAAUAUACUCUUUUUGCUGUGACACAUUUAUAUUUACACCGCUGAUGUCCUGGUUUGUUUCUGCACCCGCUGCUGGAAGCUUUAUAAUCCGAAGGCAUGCGUGUGUAACUUGUAGCCAGAAAGUUUAUUUGUGGAUAUGAUUGUACACCCACCCAUCCCGACAGCAUCCGUAUCCCAGUUACUAUGCCACCGGUAGUUCGAUGAUAACAGUUACAUGCACCUACCUCUCAUGAGUAUCCUAUAUCCAUACAGGUGACCUUCCAAGCAAGUAUCCUAUAUCACUAAUAUCCAUACGGUGAACUUCCAAGCAAGUAUCAAAUUGACUUUCCUUAUUUGUAAGAUGUUUGUCUAUACUGUUGCUGAUAUGAAUUUUGGUUUCAGCCCAAAGGUGCGUUGGUUUAAAAAAAAACAGCGUAUUUUUAUUGUAGAUUUACUUUAUAAAGCAGAUACGACACGUGGUAUUAUUUGUAGUAUUUGAUCUCUCUUUCCCUUUCGUUGUGUGCCUUGCGAUCGUCGUAUAACAUUUUACACAUACAUGUCGACAUAUAAGAAAUGCUUACAGUACAAUUAUCCUUUCUUUUAGCUAUAUUUGAUUAUCACUUUAACCUGAACUAUUGUAUUGACUAACUGCAUGUUGUACUGGCACCAGAA